Molecule: messenger RNA, 2660 nt
Organism: Eptesicus fuscus (big brown bat)
Lineage: Eukaryota; Metazoa; Chordata; Mammalia; Chiroptera; Vespertilionidae
Gene: UGDH
Product: UDP-glucose 6-dehydrogenase
Exons: 12
Coding region: 277-1761 (494 amino acids)
Biological process (GO): glycosaminoglycan biosynthetic process
Cellular component (GO): cytosol; nucleus
Molecular function (GO): UDP-glucose 6-dehydrogenase activity; NAD binding
Source: RefSeq, a predicted model, not a curated record
AACCCCGCAGGAAAUCGGGGCGGGCCCCCGGCCUGGUGUGGCGGGAGGAGGAGCAGGCUUGCCGCGGGGAGAGGAGUCCAGGAGGGCCUGGCAACAGGGGAAUGAAGCCUCCGCCUUCUCGGGCAGAAGCCUUUAAAUACGGGCCCAGGCCCGGGACUUUCGUUGCAGGGAGAGGAGACCUGGCGGAGCGGCUGCAGUGCGGCCCAGAGGGAGGAGCUGUCCGAGCCGUGGGGACCGGGGUGGAAGCCGCGCUCGGCGCUUGGAAGGGGUCCAGUCAUGUUUGAAAUUAAGAAGAUCUGUUGCAUCGGUGCGGGCUAUGUUGGAGGACCCACGUGUAGUGUCAUAGCUCAGAUGUGCCCUGAAAUCACGGUAACGGUUGUUGAUGUCAAUGAAUCAAGAAUCAAUGCAUGGAACUCUCCUACGCUCCCUAUUUAUGAGCCAGGACUAAAAGAAGUGGUAGAAGCCUGUCGAGGAAAAAAUCUAUUUUUUUCUACCAAUAUUGAUGAUGCCAUUAAAGAAGCCGAUCUUGUAUUUAUUUCUGUGAACACUCCGACAAAAACCUUCGGAAUGGGGAAGGGCCGUGCAGCAGAUCUGAAGUACAUUGAAGCCUGUGCUAGACGCAUUGUACAAAACUCACAUGGGUACAAAAUUGUGACCGAGAAAAGCACGGUUCCUGUGAGGGCAGCAGAAAGUAUUCGUCAAAUAUUUGAUGCAAACACAAAACCCAACUUGAACCUACAGGUUCUGUCCAACCCUGAGUUCUUGGCAGAAGGAACGGCCAUCAAGGACCUGAAGAACCCAGACAGAGUACUGAUUGGAGGGGAUGAAACCCCAGAGGGCCAGAGAGCUGUGCAGGCACUGUGCGCUGUGUAUCAGCACUGGGUUCCAAAAGAAAAGAUCCUCACCACUAAUACUUGGUCUUCAGAACUUUCCAAACUGGCAGCAAAUGCUUUUCUUGCCCAGAGAAUCAGCAGCAUUAACUCUAUAAGUGCCCUUUGCGAAGCAACAGGAGCUGAUGUAGAAGAGGUGGCAACAGCCAUUGGAAUGGACCAGAGAAUUGGAAAUAAGUUUCUGAAAGCCAGUGUUGGUUUUGGUGGGAGCUGCUUUCAAAAGGAUGUUCUGAAUUUGGUUUAUCUUUGUGAGGCUCUGAAUCUGCCUGAAGUAGCUCAUUAUUGGCAACAGGUCAUAGAUAUAAAUGACUACCAGAGAAGGAGGUUUGCUUCCCGGAUUAUAGAUGGUCUGUUUAAUACAGUGACUGAUAAGAAGAUAGCUAUUUUGGGGUUUGCAUUCAAAAAGGACACUGGUGAUACAAGAGAAUCUUCUAGUAUAUAUAUUAGCAAAUAUUUGAUGGAUGAAGGUGCACACCUCCAUAUAUAUGAUCCAAAAGUACCAAGGGAACAAAUAGUUGUGGAUCUGUCUCAUCCAGGAGUUUCAGAGGAUGACCAAGUGUCCCAGCUUGUGACCAUUUCUAAGGACCCAUACGAAGCAUGUGAUGGUGCCCAUGCUGUUGUGAUUUGCACCGAGUGGGACAUGUUUAAGGAGUUAGAUUAUGAACGUAUCCACAAAAGAAUGCUGAAGCCAGCCUUCAUCUUCGACGGGCGGCGUGUCCUGGACGGGCUCCACCAGGAACUGCAAACCAUUGGCUUCCAGAUUGAAACAAUUGGGAAGAAGGUGUCUUCAAAGAGAAUUCCAUAUGCUCCUUCUGGUGAAAUCCCAAAGUUUAGUCUUCAGGAUCCACCGAACAAGAAACCCAGAGUCUAAAAAUUGUCAUUUUUACUUGUAAUUUUUUUGGUACUUCAGGAUAGGAAAUAUCUAUCUGAUAUCUAAUGGUAAAUGAACCAAGUGUUUUUAAGGAAAGAAUACUAUUUUUUUAAUAUUCAAUUUAUAUUAGCUCUGUGAGAAUCAGCAUAUCUAGUAAUUAUGAAUCUAGAAUAUUUUUUACAUAUUUUUAUAAUAUUGUUACCUCAGUGGUUGGAUGAGUGGGAAAUGAUCAUGUUGGCUUUAAUGGUGUCGAUUUUUGUAAAGCAAAAAUUAAACUUCUAACACUUUUUACUUUACAAAUUACCCAUAGGCAGCAUUUUAAUGUCAUAUUAUAAAGGGAAAGGCACUCUUCGGUUUUUCUGAUUAUCGGUUUGAUUUUAUUUUAAAUCACAAAAUUGCUGUGCUAAUUACUGGGCAACCCUAACCCUGUUAACCUUUCAGACAGUGCCGUGGAGGUUCUGGCUUCAUUGGGUAAGGUGCUUUCCACACCAUUUCUUGUCUCGAUGACGGUUUCUUAGGAGGAGGAUGCAUUGGACAGAAUGGGGCCUUUUGUGCUUUUUCUUUUUAUUUUGCUUCUAAUAUUUGUCCUGUGCUUCUGUGUUAGAAAUAACCCUUUUGUCUAAUGAGCUGUGUCAUUGAUUUUUAAGCCCCAAAGGUCAUCACUGCUCAUUUCCAAUCAAUCCAAAUGAUUAAAAAGCUUUUUUUUGCCAAAACCGGUUUGGCUCAGUGGAUAGAGCGUCGGUCUGCGGACUGGAGGGUCCCAGGUUCGAUUCCGGUCAAGGGCAUGUACAUUGGUUGCGGGCACGUCCCCCGGUGACGGGUGUGCAGGAGGCAGCUAGUCGAUGUCUCUCUCUCAUCGAUGUUUCUAGCUUUCUAUCCCUCUCCCUUCCUCUCUGUGA